Amaranthus tricolor (Joseph's coat) is the source of this 1084-nucleotide messenger RNA. RefSeq lists its product as uncharacterized. Gene Ontology annotation, cellular component: endoplasmic reticulum membrane. NCBI's taxonomy places the organism in Eukaryota, Viridiplantae, Streptophyta, Magnoliopsida, Caryophyllales, Amaranthaceae. Bases 211 to 684 code for a protein of 157 amino acids. Gene Ontology annotation, biological process: intracellular sphingolipid homeostasis; negative regulation of ceramide biosynthetic process; ceramide metabolic process. The transcript has 3 exons. The record is from RefSeq and is a predicted model, not a curated record.
GAACUUUUGAUGAAAUUUUAUACUAUAAAUCAUUCUCAUUAACAUUAUUUAGUACCACUAACCACUCCAAGACAUAUACGUAACCAAUAGCCACUUACCAGGGAGGAGAGAGAAAACAGCAAAAUAGAAAUUCCUCCUAAAAUUAAUACAAUUUCUUUCCUAUCAACAACUCAAUUUUUCCAUUUUCUCGAGGUUUUACAGAGUUUAACAAUGGCGAAUUUGUACGUGAAAGCUUCUCCACCUGCAGAUCUGAAUAGGAAUACUGAAUGGUUUACGUAUCCUGGAGUUUGGACUACUUAUAUUUUGAUUCUCUUUUUUUCAUGGCUUCUUGUUCUUUCCGUCUUUGGUUGUACUCCUGGCAUGGCUUGGACCGUUGUUAAUCUUGCUCAUUUUCUUGUCACUUAUCAUUUCUUUCACUGGAAAAAAGGGACACCAUUUUCUGAUGAUCAAGGAAUAUACAAUCGCUUAACUUGGUGGGAGCAAAUUGAUAAUGGGAAACAACUAACACGUAACAGGAAAUUCUUGACUGUUGUACCUGUGGUGCUGUAUCUGAUAGCUUCACAUACAACAGAUUACGAACACCCAAUGCUCUUUUUCAACACCAUUGCUAUGCUUGUCUUGGUAAUAGCCAAAUUCCCGAACAUGCAUAAAGUCCGCAUCUUUGGUAUCAAUGGUGAUGAGUAAGGCAGUCGGGCAGUCAGCUUGUUUUAACACUCAAAAGGUGACUUCUGAUCCUUGUCCAUCAGCUGCUGGAAGAACACACUACUGUAUAGAAAAACCAGAAAAGAAAAUGGUUGUGGAUGAUGUAAUGCUUUUGUAUCGCCUAAAUUAUAGCCCACCUGAAAGAGAUUAUGAACAAAUAAUUAGUAAUCUUUUGUACAGCUAUAUUGCUUGUUCAUCUAGGUGUUUGGUUUCUGAUAUGCGCAUGUUUCUGGUUUUUCAGAACGAUAUGCCAAGAACCUUUUGAAUCUGUAAUGAAGAGAAACUCGAUACUAGAUUUGUUAUACUUGUAUGGAUCAAUAUGGGUGCGCUUGCUUCAGAUAUUAAAGCCCAUGCUGAAAAAUUUUAUAUAUUUGCAUUUGAA